CAAAACAUUGUACAUGAAGAUGAUAUUUCAUUAGAAAAUCAAUCAACUUCGGUCAAUUAUAUGCCUUUAAGUGAUCAAUCAACUUUGGCCAAUUAUAUAUCUUUAAAUGAUCAAUCAACCUUGAUCAAUCAUAAUGAUAAUAAUCAUGCACCUUUAAGUAGUCAGUCAGAUGUAAUUAAUUUUAUCAUUAUUGAUGAUAAGGAUUACGAUACUA
Molecule: messenger RNA, 214 nt
Organism: Cetraspora pellucida
Lineage: Eukaryota; Fungi; Glomeromycota; Glomeromycetes; Diversisporales; Gigasporaceae
Source: the annotation of a GenBank genome assembly